Molecule: messenger RNA, 7742 nt
Organism: Etheostoma spectabile (orangethroat darter)
Lineage: Eukaryota; Metazoa; Chordata; Actinopteri; Perciformes; Percidae
Gene: adamts3
Product: ADAM metallopeptidase with thrombospondin type 1 motif, 3
Exons: 22
Coding region: 322-3846 (1174 amino acids)
Biological process (GO): extracellular matrix organization; proteolysis
Cellular component (GO): extracellular matrix
Molecular function (GO): metalloendopeptidase activity
Source: RefSeq, a predicted model, not a curated record
GCAGCUCUGUCCGGCCAGCGGCAGAGGGGAUGUCCUACUAACUUCCACCAACAACAAAAAAAACAAAAACUUUCUAGAAACUUGCAGUCCAACAGAAAAAAAAUACACUGACUGACUGACAAAGUGUCGCAACUCGCCUCACUCCUGCGUUAAUGAAACUUUUAGAAGUGUUUUUAUUCUUUUGAAGUAAAACAGAGGCUGCACGUCCACUUUGAUAACUGUUGAAUGAGCCGCAAUUGCGUAGUAUCCUUCCUGAUUUUUGGUCUUGAUUUGAAUUUGACGGUGAGGUAAAGGUGUUUCUUCAUCACUGAAAGACUCGUGAUGGCUGUCCUAUCACUAGCGUUACUACUCCUAGGAUUUGUAUUGACUUCAGCUGACAAGGCUGGUGAAGUAGAUAGCGAGGACCAGCUGAGAAGCCGUCUGAAGGAAUACGGCCUGGUCACUCCCUUCAGCACAGACUCUCAUGGACACUACCUGUCACACCUGCUCUCUGCCAAGCACAAGCAGCGUGUCAAGAGGGAGGUGCUUUCUUCUGGUGAAGUUGAACAAAAACUUUUCUUCAACAUCUCCGCCUUCGGGAAGGAGUUCCACCUACGUCUGCGUCCCAACAACAGACUGGUGGCGCCCGGCGCGAUGGUGGAGUGGCACGACGAGAUCCAAGGCUUUGGGAACGUCAGCGCCGGUGACGAUGCCAGUACGGGCGCCAACCAGACCGAAGCCACCAGCAGGGCGGAGAGGAUACUGCAACGUGAGCUGCUUAAAACAGACUGCACCUUCAUCGGUGACAUCACAGACGUUCCCGGGGCCUCGGUUGCCAUUAACAACUGUGACGGACUGGCUGGGAUGAUCCGCACCGACUCAGACGAGUACUUCAUUGAGCCGCUGGAGAGGGGGACUCAGGAGCUGGAGGACCAGGGACGGGUCCACGUGGUGUACCGCAGGUCGGCUCUGGUGCAGGCUCCCUCUGACAUCUCUGUGGACUACCAGCUAAAAGAGCUGGAUGUACCCGGGACCCUGGACUCUGUAGCCCGGCAGGUCAAUGAGACAGUCCUCCGCCGUCGUCGCAGAGAUGCUGGGGAGAACGACUACAAUAUUGAAAUCCUGCUGGGAGUUGAUGACUCAGUGGUUCGAUUUCACGGCAAAGAGCAUGUGCAGAAUUACCUCCUCACUCUUAUGAAUAUCGUGAAUGAGAUUUACCACGACGAGUCCCUGGAAGUCCACAUCAACGUGGUCCUGGUGAGGAUGAUCAUGCUGGGAUAUGCCAAGUCCAUCAGCCUCAUUGAAAGAGGCAACCCAUCAAGGAGCCUAGAGAAUGUGUGCCGCUGGGCAUUUGUGCAGCAGAAAGGCGACCCUGAUCACGCUGAGCACCACGACCACGCAAUAUUCCUCACUCGCCAAGGCUUCGGCCCCACGGGGAUGCAGGGUUAUGCUCCGGUCACAGGAAUGUGCCACCCAGUCCGAAGCUGCUCCCUCAACCAUGAAGACGGCUUCUCCUCAGCCUUCGUUGUGGCUCACGAGACCGGACAUGUGUUGGGUAUGGAGCACGACGGCCAAGGCAACCGCUGUGGGGACGAAACAGCGAUGGGAAGCGUGAUGGCUCCUCUGGUGCAGGCGGCCUUCCAUCGAUACCAUUGGUCCAUGUGCAGCGGACAGGAGCUGAAGAGAUAUAUCCACACGUACGACUGUCUCUUGGACGACCCCUUCAAACAUGAUUGGCCGCAGCUUCCUGAACUUCCUGGAAUCAACUACUCAAUGGAUGAGCAGUGUCGAUUUGACUUUGGAGUGGGCUAUAAGAUCUGCACUUCAUUUCGUACAUUUGACCCAUGUAAACAGCUAUGGUGCAGUCACCCGGACAACCCUUACUUCUGCAAAACAAAAAAAGGGCCGCCUCUCGAUGGGACGGAAUGUGCUCCCGGAAAAUGGUGCUACAAAGGUCACUGCAUGUGGAAAAACCCAAAUCAGGUCAAACAAGAUGGUGCCUGGGGCUCCUGGAGCAAAUAUGGCUCAUGCUCACGCUCCUGUGGAACUGGAGUUCGCUAUCGGACACGUCAGUGCAACAACCCAGCGCCUUCGAACGGUGGCCAGGACUGCCCUGGAGUGAACUACGAGUAUCAGCUGUGCAACACUGACGACUGCCCCAAGCACUUUGAAGAUUUCCGAGCCCAGCAGUGCCAGCUCCGCAACUCCCACUUUGAAUUCCAAAGUGCCAAACACCAUUGGCUGCCCUACGAGCAUCCCGACACAAACAAGAGAUGCCACUUGUACUGCCAGUCAAAGGAGACAGGGGACGUGGCGUACAUGAAGCAGCUGGUGCAUGAUGGGACACGAUGCUCCUACAAAGAUGCCUACAGUGUCUGCGUGCGUGGAGAAUGUGUGAAAGUUGGCUGCGACAGAGAGAUUGGCUCCAACAAAGUUGAGGACAAAUGUGGCGUCUGUGGUGGGGACAACUCCCACUGCCGCACCGUUAAAGGAACAUUCACCCGAACUCCAAAGAAACCUGGUUACCUUAAGAUGUUUCUCAUUCCUCCUGGAGCUAGACAUGUCAUCAUCCAAGAACAUGAGGCCUCCCCUCAAAUUCUUGCAAUCAAGAACCAGGCAACAGGGCAUUACAUCCUCAAUGGGAAAGGAGAGGAAGUCCAGUCUAGAAGCUUUAUCGACUUGGGCGCAGAGUGGCACUACAUCAUCGAGGACGACGUGGAGACGCUACACACUGACGGACCUCUGCAUGACCCUGUGGUGGUUCUGAUUAUACCCAAAGACAAUGAAACACGAUCUACUUUGAUGUACAAGUACAUCAUCCAUGAAGAUUCAGUGCCUGUCAACAACAACAAUGUGAUCCAGGAGGACACAUAUGAGUGGGCUCUGAAGAGCUGGUCUCCAUGUUCUAAGCCUUGUGCCGGAGGGUUUCAGUACACCAAGUAUGGAUGUAGAAAGAAAGGAGACACUAAGAUGGUCCAUCGAGGCUACUGCGACGCCAGCAAGAAGCCAAAGCCUAUCCGCAGAAUGUGUAACCUUCAGGAUUGCACACAGCCUCAAUGGAUCUCAGAGGAAUGGGAGCAUUGUACCAAAACCUGCGGCAGCCUGGGCUUUCAGAUCCGAACCGUUCGCUGCGUGCAGUUAUUCCACGAGGGCACAAACCGCUCCGUUCACAGCAAGUACUGCAGCGGGGAGAAGCCAGAGAAUCGGAGGCCCUGUAACAGAGUCCCAUGUCCUGCCCAGUGGAGGACCGGAGCGUGGUCAGAGUGCUCUGUGACCUGUGGGGAGGGGAUGGAGAGGCGUCUGGUCACUUGCCGAAUUGGAGAUCAGUGUAACGGAGAAAAACCUGAGACCAUGAGACCAUGCAGACCGGGACCCUGCCAUGAUGAGCCAUGUAAUGGAGACAAAUCCAUCUUCUGCCAAAUGGAGGUCCUAGCGCGAUACUGCUCUAUUCCGGGCUACAACAAACUAUGCUGCGACUCCUGCAGCAAGCGCAGUGGAGCUUUGUCUCUUUUCUCCGAAGCAACUGAGAUGGAGGAGCAUGUCCGCUUCGGAUCCGCCUCCCAGCUGUUAGAGACAUUAACAGCCUCAGCCGUAGUCAACAGCACUCGCACUGGUAAACACGGCUCAGGCAAAGGAUCCACCACAUUAGUCAAAGCUGCAAAGCAUGUCACAACCGCUCCCCCACUUAAGAAAACCCUGUCGAAGAUCAACACUGCACCACGGCGGGUCCGACGACACAUGGGUCUCCCUUAUAGUAAGCUGCCCGCUAUCAGCACAUCUCCUCCAGGAAGUCCCACAGAUGGUCAAAGGUCAAGCAGCUUGAAAGAUAGUAGGUGGCCUACUGCGUAUUCUAAAGUGGAAAGAUGAAAGUGAUGCCCUUCCCCUUCAGAACUCUUAAUGUACAGCAGAUAAUCCAGCUUCAUCUUGAGUCUUCUCACGCCAUAAAACACCAGCAAGAGACAAACAAGGAGGGAGAGAAAGAAAAGUGCUGGUUCACUUUUUUGUUAAGAAUUUUCAAUCCCUUACAGGGAGCUCCCAGAGUAUAUUAUUACUUAAACAGCCAUGUGACUUUGCUUUCAUACAUUUCUUUGAGAGGAGAAAACAACACAAUAAUUUUAAUGUAAAGGGGGCCCAUGGUCCAAAGGGAAUUUUCAUCUGUGUCAAAUGAAAAGCUUAAAGAAACACAGCACUGGUAGUUCAUUAUGAAACAUUUUAAAAAAUAGCCGAAGGACAGAUUAAUAUUCAAAAAAUGUAUUUAAUAUACAACACUGGCUCUUAACUUUUAACAGUAGAUAUUACAAAGAAAUGGUUGCUUAAUUCCAACCCAACCUUUUAAAGGGAACAUUUUUAGAUUAAUUUACCUUAAGUGAACACCUUUGGAGUCAUUGGAAUGGUUAUAUGACUUUUUUCCAAGUCGAAUGCUGAUUGUCCUGCUCGCAGGAAGUAUGGCGUGAUAUCAGGUCUUGCAAUGUUACGAAUUUCUUCAAGGCACUGCACACAUAUGCCCAUUCAGGGAACCGGCAAACAAGGUAGCAAGGGACUUUUUCACACUAUUGUCAUGGCUGAGCCGGCAAAAAAGAAGCAGAAACUAGGAAAGCAUUGUCAAAGGAACAGAGAAAGAGGAAACGUCAGACUGACCAAGCGAGGAGUCAGACCCAAGUAAACAUUGGAGCUGCCAAAUAUCUAUUCUGAAGCUGUAGGGGGAGCUUUAUAGAGAAACCUGCGAGAAAACCGCAAAGAAAUGGCCAAAACUGCAUAGCGCCCCUUUUACCCAACAACUCUUGAAGCUUCCUUUGAUGUCAGUAUACGUAUGCAUGUCUAUUAAAACACUUCUAUGUCAAAUAUGUAGACUGAAUGGGGGAUUUAAUAUUUCCAUACAUUUGAAGUUGAAGAUGAUGGAGAAGUUAGGACAAUUUAAAAUGGAUCAUAUGAUGCAGCUGAAAAUUCCCUUUUUACUUGAAUGUUACAGACUGCCAUUAUCUUGCCAAAAAAUGUAAGUGUGAAGCUUGACUAGUAGAGAAUUCAGUUGUCCCAGUACUUGAGGAGUCACUGCAUGUACUAUAUCGAACACCAGAUUUAAUUUGACCACAUAUGGAAAGUGGCCAAACCAGUAAAAACCAUUAGAAAAAAAAUUGUUGGAAUUGUAUAGAUUUUUUUUUUUAAAUAUCCAGUAAUGUCUGUUAAAUGGCGUUCUACAAUUUCUAUGGAAAUGGAUAUUUAUAAAGGUUCCUGUAAAUACUGUACAUGAAAACGUCAGUAUUAUUUUAAGAAGCUGAGGAUGCCAUUUUAAUCAACUAUAAUACCAUAUAUGUGUCUCCUAAUGUUUACAUUUUCAGCACAAUGUGUUACAUGGACAUAAACAACUCAAUGACUCUUAAUGCUGUUGCAAAUUUCCUGAAGGAAUGUUUUAAAAGAAUAGUUCAACAUUUUCAGAAAUACCCUUGUUUGCUUGCUUGCUUUCUCAUAGUUAAAUAUGAAGAUUCAUACCAGUUUAAUUUCUCGGCUUUAAAUAUAAAACAUUCAGCCAGUAUAAAUACUGCUUAGCAUAAAUACUGUAAGCAGGGGAAACCGCUAGUCUGGCUUCAGCCAAAGUAAAAAAAUAAAAAAAAAAUAAAGCCUACCUACACCUCUGAAGCUCUCUCAUUAUGUAAUAUAUUGUUUGUUUAAUCCGUGCAAACCUGAUGUGUUAAAAACAACACCAUAGGAUUUUGUUACCUUCUGACAGAGCCAGGCUAGCUGUUCCCCUCUAGUUCUAGUUAUAGUGCUAAGCUAACCAUCUCCUGGCUGUCAGUUCAUGUGUACUAAGCAAACAUAAGAAUGGUGUUAAAGGCCUCUGCUAACUUUUGGCAAGAAAGCAAAUAACCACAUUUCCCUAAAUGUCAAACUAUUCCUUGAAGAAGCAUCUCAAACACAUUACUUCAUCCCGGCCUUUACCUUUUUUUAAAUCAGAAGUUUGAACAGUGCUAGGCCUCAACCUUUCUAACUCAUUAUAUUGCCCUCCUUGUGGAUGUUUUUGCCCACAAAGGUUGAAGCUGUUAGGUCAAAGAAAGGAACUAAGUAAGUAAUGUAUUUAACAAGUGUUCUCAAUACUGUAUGUUAUACACAGCAGGUGCUAGUUCAGCAUGAACAGACAUGGAGAAAAUUUCUCCAUGCAACUAAAAUGAAACUUCUACUUUGAUGUGCCAUGAAAAACACAAAAGCUCAUCUUGAAAAUUAAUUUUAGUGUAGUCAAAUUUCAAUUCACUUAAAGCUCCAUUAAGCGGUUUUCUUUUUACCACUAGGGGGCAGAAAGACUCCCAAACAAACUCACAUAGUUGCAUAUUUUACACAUCCAGCUGAAAGAGAGCAACAGGAAUCACAGUUCUGUCCACCUAAUUUAAAUCCAUUUAAAUCCAGCAUUCACUCUCCUUUUAGCUCGGUUUUGGUCUCUACCAACUUCUGAGGGAAGUAGCUGUCUCUUUAGCUUCUAGAUGUUCCGCUUUCUUCACCAGCUACUCGUGUAUUUCAGCUCUCUGCUGUUUGAAGCUUUUUGAUUUGAUCUGUGGUAGUUGAGGAGAGCCAAACCAAUGUGCUAAAAGUGGUGUAGGGGUACAGGUUUUUAUUCUCAGGUGGUUCAGCGCUGUUGCGUUACACAGUCAUUUGGUUCAAUUUUACUAAACAAAUCUCGCUUAAUGGAGCUUUAAAAUCAUCACGCCCACACAUAUUCAGUCUGAACAAGGUUUUAUUGUACAUUUUGUGUUUGCAGGAACAAAGCCUCAUUUUAAAAUGAAAUUAAAAUUUACUCUAUGUAGAACAUGUUUUUUCCAAAGUAUUUUCUAAAUGGCUUUUUUUAUGGUGUAAGGUUCAGAAGAGAGAAAGCUAUUUAUAAAAAAAAGAAAAAAAAGGAUAUCCUCACAACCACCAUGCAUCUGACUGCAAUAGCAAAGACACAGUUUUGUGUUUUCAGCAAAUAAAUAACUAUUCACACUCACUUCUGUGUGCCAAUGUAUAGUACAUGUAUAUAGCAUUGAGUACAUGAAUAUUUAUUGAAAGUUAAAGCUUUGUUUUUACAGUAUUUGCAGUGCCAGCUGGUCAAUAAGCUGCAGCACAUAAACCAUUGAGUCACAUUUAUCACCAUUUUUCUUCCACAUUUUCAAAUUUUAAAAAGAUUUCUACUUCGAUUUUAAAAUACAUAAUAGAGUAGGAAUUACAUUGUUUUUUGCAAACAAUUAGAUGUAAAUAUACAUGCUCAAUUUUUAGAUGUUUAGUCUUUGUCAGAAAGCUGUCUUUUCACAGCUGUUUCGUAGAAGUUAACAGAGCUGUUACAAACAGUGAAGUGUACUGACAAAUGCUUUAUUUUAACAAAUAAAACAUUAAUAGUGUAGUACCUAAAAACCAGUAAUGUUGUUUUUAUGCUGUUUGUAGAUGUCAGUAUUUUCUAACCAUUUUACAUUUUCCUCCCUUGUUCUUUUCACCCCCAUUACUUGCUGCCUUUACAACAUUGCUGCUAAUGUUAUACAGAGCUUGUAAUGAUAAAAUAGGGUAGUUGUAGAUGUUACAUUGACAAUCCCUGAGCCUCAGACAGAUAUUACUGCAUAGGAUUCUCCAUGUACUGUAUCAAUACCCCUGUGCUAUCCAUGCAUUGAAGUAUUACGAUUGUCAUGACUGUCAAGUGACUCUCUGCUCUAUUUGCUUUUCUAUGUAUUUGUGUAGAUUGAAGUGUACACUACUGAUGCUGUUUGUUGUAAUGGGGAGCACAUAGCAAUAAAAGACAUGAAUAACUA